AUGUCAGAGAAAACAAUAUCAUUAGGAGAAUACUUAUUUGCAAGAUUGAAUCAAAAACCAAUUGGAAUCAAAAACGUCUUUGGUGUUCCUGGAGAUUUCAACUUGGCAUUGUUGGACAAGAUUGACGAUGUAGAAGGAAUGAAAUGGGUCGGAAGUGUCAAUGAAUUGAAUGCAGGUUAUGCCGCCGACGGAUACUCGAGAAUUAAAAAUUCAUUCACACCCGAAGGCUCAUCAAUUGGUUGUCUUGUUACUACGUUUGGUGUUGGGGAACUUUCGGCAGUAAAUGCAAUUGCUGGAGCUUAUUCUGAACAUGUGGGGUUAGUUCAUGUUGUUGGUAUUCCAUCAAUUGAUGCCCAAAAGAAGGAAUUGUUGUUGCACCAUACUUUAGGAAAUGGUGAUUUCACCGUUUUCCACAGAAUUUCUUCCUUUAUCAGUGCAACCACUGCUGCAUUGAAUGACCCAGUUCAUGCACCAGAUGAAAUCGAUAGAGUUAUAGAAUCAGCAUUUGUUAACCAAAGACCUACAUAUUUGGCUUUCCCUUCCAAUUUGGUCAAUGCAAAAGUGCCAGCUAGCAGAUUGGAAAAACCAUUGAAUUUGACACCACCUCCAAAUGAUCCAAAAAUACAAGAAGAAGUAUUGAGUACAAUCCUUGAAAUGAUUUCCAAGUCGAAGAAUCCAGUUGUUAUUAUAGACGCUUGUUGCGGUAGACACAAUGCCACUUUUGAAGCCAACAAGUUGAUCCAAUUGACCAAUUUCAAGUUUGCUGUGACUCCAAUGGCAAAGGGGGCAAGAGAUAUCGAAGAAAAUGAUCCGAAAUUCAUUGGGGUUUACGUGGGUGACUUGUCCUAUCCAAAAACUAAGGAGUUGGUUGAAAGUUCUGAUUUGGUGUUAUCACUUGGAGCAAUUUUAUCUGAUUUCAAUACUGGUGCAUUUUCUUACUCAUUAGAUGCUUCCAAGAUUAUUGAAUUUCAUUCCGAUUACACCAAGAUCAAGAACGCACAAUAUCCAAAGAUUAGAAUGAAGGAAUUGCUUCAUGCGUUGGUGUCAUCUCCUGAGUUGAAAAAAAUCACUGCCAAUCAUAAGCCACCAACUCUUGACCUUGAUAAGAUGCCUCCAGUGAAAUUACCUGGUGACCACAAGAUUACUCAAUCUUGGCUUUGGUCCAACUUGGGCUCAUGGUUGAGAGAAGGCGAUGUUAUUAUUUCCGAAACUGGUACUUCCAAUUUCGGAAUUAUCCAAACGAAAUUCCCCAAAAAUUGUGUUGGUAUCAGUCAAGUAUUGUGGGGCUCCAUUGGGUAUUCAGUAGGCGCUGCAUCUGGUGCUGUUAUUGCUGCUGAAGAAGUUGAUCCAAGCAGAAGAGUUAUAUUGUUUGUUGGUGAUGGUUCUUUACAAUUGACAGUACAAGAGCUUUCCACCAUGGUGAGACACCACAACAACAUUUACGUGUUUGUUUUGAACAAUAAUGGAUUCACUAUUGAAAGAUUGAUACAUGGAAAGACUGCCGCAUACAAUGAUAUUCAAGAAUGGGAAAAUACUGAAUUAUUAAAAGUAUUUAAAGGUACAAACAUUGAAACUCGCAAGGCAGGAAAUAUCAAGGAAAUCACCGAUUUGUUCAAUGAUAAGGAAUUCGCCAAGAAUAACAAAACUAGAUUGAUUGAACUUAAAUUAGAUACAUUAGAUGCACCCGAAAAUUUGGUCAAACAAGCUGAAAUUUCAUCAAAGACAAAUGAUGGUUGA
Lodderomyces orthopsilosis Co 90-125 is the source of this 1737-nucleotide messenger RNA. Its product is annotated as alpha-keto acid decarboxylase family protein. Lineage: Eukaryota; Fungi; Ascomycota; Pichiomycetes; Serinales; Debaryomycetaceae. The record is from RefSeq and is a predicted model, not a curated record. Gene Ontology annotation, molecular function: carboxy-lyase activity; thiamine pyrophosphate binding; magnesium ion binding. The transcript has a single exon. The coding region runs from base 1 to 1737 and encodes 578 amino acids.